This is a messenger RNA of Cryphonectria parasitica EP155, 174 nucleotides long. RefSeq lists its product as uncharacterized. The record is from RefSeq and is a predicted model, not a curated record. The transcript has a single exon. NCBI's taxonomy places the organism in Eukaryota, Fungi, Ascomycota, Sordariomycetes, Diaporthales, Cryphonectriaceae. The annotation marks the transcript as partial.
UUCUACAAGACCUUCACCAGACCUGUUGCCAAGGUUCUGUUGAUGGCAGUGUUUACCUACCAGCUGGCCUAUUGGGGCUGGGUAAAGCUAGAACAGGACGAGAUCCGUGCUGAUCGUGAAGGUUUGCGCCCCCUCCCCCAACCUCUGCCUCUUGCCUUCUUAUUUGACUCAUGA